CACCUCUCAGCCUCUCUUCCUCAGGUAUGGCACUGACUGUGGAUGUCUUGGGGCCCGCACCCUGGGGCUUCCGUAUCACCGGGGGCAGGGAUUUCCACACGCCCAUCAUGGUGACCAAGGUAACGGAGCGGGGCAAGGCUGAGGCUGCCGACCUCCGGCCUGGCGACAUUAUCUUGGCCAUCAAUGGGGAGAGUGCGCAGGGCAUGCUUCACGCGGAGGCCCAGAGCAAGAUCCGCCAGAGCCCCUCACCCCUGCGGCUGCAGCUGGACCGGUCCCGGGCUGCCUCUCCUGGGCAGACCAACGGGGAGAGCUCCAUGGAGGUGCUGGCAACACGGUUCCAGGGCUCAGUGAGGACACACACCAAUAGCCAGUCCUCCCUCUGGUCCUCCUGUUCCAGCCCAGCCUCCCUCAGCCCCCCGCCAUGCAGCCCCUUCCCUACCCAGCCCCCCACCAGCCCGCAUGCCCCUGCUGGAGAGGCAGUGAUGAGCCGAAGUUUCCAGAGCCUGGCACACACCCCGGGACUCACUGCUGCUGACCGCCUGCCCUAUGGAGGCCACCUAGGAAGCCGACAGGCUGGCCUGGGCCUCCCCGGCGACUCGGCUGUAUUGGUGCUGCCGCCUACCCCGGGCUCCCAUCCCUCUAGCCCCAGACUCAGAGUGGACUCAGAAAGGGGAAGCCAUCCCUUGGCAGAGAACUCAGAAGUCUUCAAGAUGCUGCAGGAAAAUCGUGAGGGGCGGGUGGCCCCCCGGCAGUCCAGCUCCUUUAGACUCCUGCAGGAAGCCCUGGAGGCAGAGGAGAGAAGUGGCACACCUGCCUUCCUGCCCAGCUCGCUGAGCCCCCAGUCCUCCCUGCCCACCCCCAGGGCCCUGGCCAUGCCACCCAAGCUCCACAUGUGUGAGAAGUGCAGCACCAGCAUUGCGAACCAGGCCGUGCGCAUUCAGGAGGGGAGGUACCGUCACCCUGGCUGCUACACCUGCGCAGACUGCGGGCUGAACCUGAAGAUGCGCGGGCACUUUUGGGUGGGGGAUGAGCUGUACUGCGAGAAGCAUGCCCGCCAGCGAUAUUCAGGGCCCCAAACCCUCAACUCCCAGGCCUGAGCGCCCGCUGUGCUCUCAGCCUGCCCAUGACUCGCACCAGGGCCCUGCCAAUAGCAAGUUGGCCUGGAAGGGCGGCGGUGGGUGAAGGGCCCCUUCCUCCUCACUGGGUGAGGCCGGAGGCUGGGGCCUGUCUUGGGCUGUGGGCGAGGACAGCCUCAUCUUCCCAGGCUUUUGCUAGAUACUCUCCCUUCCUCCUGCUGGACAGGCUCUGCACCAAGUCUGAGGUGGACACUGAGUCAGACACCUUUGAGCAACAGGGGUUAAGCAGGUUGGGCCACGGAGAUUAGUAUCUAGGAGAGGGGUCGGCCAGAAGCUAAAGGUAUUCACGGAGUAAAGUUUCUGACAUGUGAGCUCAAUAAAUAUAUACAGGUGGACAAAAUAAAAUAGCUUCCCCUCUU
Molecule: messenger RNA, 1495 nt
Organism: Miniopterus natalensis
Lineage: Eukaryota; Metazoa; Chordata; Mammalia; Chiroptera; Miniopteridae
Source: RefSeq, a predicted model, not a curated record